AUGGCUGCGACUAACACAACAACUACAUCUCUUCCACUGCGAGACCGAGUAGCCAUAGUCACAGGGUCUUCCCGUGGCAUAGGCAAAGCCAUAGCCAUCCACCUAGCCUCACUAGGAGCAAAACUUGUCAUCAAUUACACUUCUAACAAGGAGCAAGCUGAUGUUGUAGCUAACGAGAUCAAUUCUGGCUGUGUUGAUGGUAGCCCACGAGCUAUCGUGGUUCCAGCUGAUGUAUCUGAGCCUGCGCAGGUUGAGUUACUAUUUGAUGAGGCUGAAAGAGUUUUUGGAUCCCAGGUGCAUGUCUUGGUUAAUUCAGCUGCCAUAACUGAUUCCAAGUACCAUACCAUUGAAAACACUUCUGUGGAGGAUUUUGAUCGUAUUUUCAGAGGGACAUUCUUAUGUUGCAAAGAGGCAGCCAACCGGGUAAAGCAGGGAGGUGGGGGCAGAAUCAUAACGCUAUCAAGCUCAUUGGUGCGUGCAUUGAAGCCGAACAUGGCAACAUACACAGCAUCAAAGGCAGCAGUCGAGACGAUGACAAAAAUAGUUGCGAAGGAGCUCAAAGGGACUGGUAUCACUGCAAACUGUGUGGCACCAGGACCAAUUGCAACAGACAUGUUCCUCACUGGGAUCACUGAGGAACGUAUCAAGACAGUGAUUGAGGAGUGCCCACAUGGGAGGCUUGGUCAGACCAAGGAUGUGGUUCCUAUUGUUGGGUUCUUGGCUAGCGAUGCUAGUGAGUGGAUCAAUGGGCAGGUUAUUGGCGUUAAUGGUGGCAUUGUCUAG
Dovyalis caffra is the source of this 783-nucleotide messenger RNA. NCBI's taxonomy places the organism in Eukaryota, Viridiplantae, Streptophyta, Magnoliopsida, Malpighiales, Salicaceae. The record is from the annotation of a GenBank genome assembly.